UGUGCAGUUUGCAACACCGGACAUGAAAAAAAUGAUGCAUUGUAAAGAUAACAGCUGGUGGUUUACUGAUAAAGCCCUCUGAGUGGUACAAAUGUGCAUGGAGUGCAAAGACACAGCCUGCCUCCACAUGUGUGAAGUGUGUAGUUCUUUUUCUUCCCACUCCUCAUCCGCAGGUGCAGUUAAAGCAGGCAUUGAUGAACUGUCUCCAUGCCAGUUAGACCUUAUUAACAAUCAAGGAAGUGAAAAUGAAAGCAAAUAAAGUCAGAAUGAGAGCAGUGAGGAAGAGGUUAGACUUCAAUAGGUUAGACACUGACAGUUUAAAUUUCACACUUAACUGCUAAACUUUGUUUCCGGCGACAGGCAGAGAGAGCUGGUUAUAAACCAUUUAAGUUCAUUACUUUUCUUUUAUUUGACGGUCAGUUUCGGUGCUGGAGAGGGUCGUGGUUCAGGUGUAGCGUCACCAGGAAACCUGUGUUUCCUCUUCUUUUGCAUUUUUGCACGUUUGUGUGCAACGACGAUACUGGUAAAACUCCCAAAUAAUCACAAAAAUGUAAUUUCUCAACAGUUCAGCCCAUUUGUUCUGCCUCUGUAAGCAGAUAUUGUAUCAGUAUUGCACAGCAGUCAUGGCCCACAGCCCCGAAAGCAGAAGUCAAAGUUUCCUGCAAGGUUGCAGACUUCUCACAGUUAACAGUAAAUGUGUUUAUUAGCGAUAAAGGCCUCUCUAAGGUUUGUUGUCCCCCGUUAUCGUUAUGUCUGUGGUUUCUUUAACAUAUCGACAUCAGCCUCCUGCUUAGCAGCACCAGCUAUGAUGCCUUUAAAAAAGAUAUAAAGUGGAUUUUAUUUAUUCAUUUGUACUUUGUUACCUGGGUGGACAGACACUGGAAGCUUCUGUGCUUUUUAAAUUAUUGGUCACAGAUCGACUCUGGGUUUAGUUUCUUUCAGUUUACUUACAGAAUACUGCAGUUUAUGGGAAACACGAGCUAUAAAUGUGCACCUAAAGCUCUUAUAGAUUUUAUUCAAGUGGUGCAAAGAUGUAGGGAUCCAUGGAGUGCUGAAAUGAACAUGAAAUGGAAUGAGAACCUUACCUUAUAGGCUAUAUAGUAACCCUAUAAAGGCCUCAGCCUCCGGUCAGAUCAAUGACGGGUACACUGUGACUGUUGAAAGGAUGGACAUGGUCAGCAACAAUAGUCUGGACACAAUGACCCCCGAGAUGAUGGAGGACAGGAACGGAGUUUGCCGCAUAGUGGAGGAGAGAGAGGGGGACGUUCAAAUUCAGUACUCCAGACCUCAUGCGCGGGACAGCAUCAACAGCAGACCUGACUGGUCGAACGGUCAGUGUGUAGCGUCAGUGCCGAGCUGCUCGAUGCUGUACCCCAGCUUUGAUCUGCCUCGGUGCCGUGCCAAACUGGAGAGGGAAGGCUUCCAGAUUCCACGUGAAGACAUGGAGACUCCACUGAAAACAGCUCUGGACGUCCCCUCGGUCAGGAGAUACAUGGUUUUCAACUCGGCUCAGUUUCAUUUCAUAAUGGCGCCGGUGCUGUAUGUGGUGUUGUGGUGUGCCUUGUUUUCCACCCUCCAUCUCUACAUCACCGACUACUGGGUCCUCUGUCUCUCCGUCAGCCUGAUCUCCAUCGUCCUCACCACUGCCGUCAUCCUCAUCCUUCACUGCAGUAACAAGGAGAUCAACGUGAAUUUAGAUAUUCGGUUGGUCCAGGUCAACGAGAUGCUGGUGAGACACAAGCUGCUGGUGGGCGUGGCUGACUGGGUGCGAAACUGCACCGGAAACAUGAAGCUGUACUUCGUGUAUUGGGACAUGUCCCCCUGUUUGAGGGCGCUGACUGAAACUUUAGAGGAGCCCAGCUUUGUGACAAUUGACACUCAGAAAAAACUGAAGAGCAAGAUGUCUCACUUCGUCCUGGUGACCAAAGUGUCGGCCGGAGACUCAGAUGCCGAGGAGCAGGACUCCGAUGAGCAGAGGCCUCUGCUGGGGAAUGGCAGCGCAGCCAGCGGCCGAUCAUCCAACCAGCAGAAGGACGCCACAGCCACCAAAAACUACAGCCUCGUCCCCGAUGCAGCUUUACCUUCUCAGGCUAAAGCCUACCAGCUCCUCAUGACCUACAGUGCAGCUUAUGUGAAGCUCCUGGUGUCUGAGAGGCUCUCAGGAUCGUCACACCACAGAGGCCAGAGGAGCCACUGCAAAACGGCCCCCAUCUGCCUCUGUCAGUACAUCAAAACGAAGAUCCUUCAAUAACAACCAAAAGCAAACCAGAAACACAGAGAGCUGCUGGAAACUAGACAAACUGACAUAUGGGAGCAUUUUUCUCAGGAGGCAUUAUGGAUUAAGAACAUUUUGAUUCCCAGAAGGACUCGUUUGGAGCUUCAAACUCUUAAUUUCCUUAGUUUUAAGGUUAUCACUCUCUUGCUGUAUGUCAGCUGCUGUUUUCUUGCCCGCUCUGUUUGCACCAGCUGGAUGUUUACUCAUUUGCACGCUGCCAAACGCUGUCACUGCAGAACACAGGUCCGUCCAGCUGCUGUAAAACAAUGUUUGUCCUCCCGUAUGCAUGGCAGUCAGUCGUGGCCACUGCUUGUUACUGUUUAAAUUAUUUGUACAUAUAUUAAAUACAGGUUAUUAUGACUUGACACACAGUAUAUGUAUAUAUGGGCUUUUCUCAAGUAGAGUUUUGAGGCACUUGUACUAUUUCCAUAUUAUGUUACUGCUGUCUCACUACAUUACUCCAACCCUAGGCAAUCACACGUUGUAAUUUUAGUAAUUGUUAAAUUGUUCUUGCAAGUCCAGGCAAUCGCAUAUCCCACACAUAUUAAAACCUAUCCAUAUUUUUAUCAAACAGGCUCGUUUUGCCAUUUUUUUUUAGAUGUAGUGGGAGGAUUGAGUUUUGCAUCUUUGAUAGCUUAGACCUCAGAGGAUUGAUAUUUAUAUUGUGAUACAAAAAACACAGUUUUUAAUAAAGACAGAAACAAGCACUGGUAUGUUGCAUGUUUUUUUAGGUGUUUUCUGGUAAUUCACUGUAGAAAAACUUGAAAAAGUGCAUUUGGGGUAAAUUUAAGGGUCAUAAAACACGCGGGAUCGAUGGCUGCCUGUGACAGGUGUCCUUCUGACUGAUGAACAGUAAAUGAAAAUGAUGAAGCAAUAUGUACGUAUGUUUGCCUUUAAAAUGCAUUCAAGCGCAGUAUUCGGUUGAAUAAACUUAUUGUGCUAUUGUUGACAAGGACA
Molecule: messenger RNA, 3232 nt
Organism: Oreochromis aureus
Lineage: Eukaryota; Metazoa; Chordata; Actinopteri; Cichliformes; Cichlidae
Gene: tmem268
Product: transmembrane protein 268
Exons: 10
Coding region: 1073-2251 (392 amino acids)
Source: RefSeq, a predicted model, not a curated record